Molecule: messenger RNA, 3143 nt
Organism: Arabidopsis arenosa
Lineage: Eukaryota; Viridiplantae; Streptophyta; Magnoliopsida; Brassicales; Brassicaceae
Source: the annotation of a GenBank genome assembly
AUCGAGUAACAAUAGAGAUGGGUCAGUCAUAAAGAUGAAAACAAGUGCUUCUUCUUUUGGUUUUGAUCCAACUCGUGUUACUCAACUCUCUUGGACUCCUAGAGCUUUUUUGUAUAAAGGGUUUCUUUCUGAUGAGGAAUGUGAUCACUUUAUCAAAUUGGCGAAAGGAAAGCUUGAGAAGUCAAUGGUGGCUGAUAAUGAUUCUGGUGAGAGUGUAGAGAGUGAAGUACGCACAAGUUCAGGAAUGUUUUUAUCCAAAAGACAGGAUGAUAUUGUAGCAAAUGUCGAGGCAAAACUUGCUGCGUGGACCUUUAUUCCCGAAGAAAAUGGGGAAUCCAUGCAAAUAUUGCAUUAUGAGAAUGGUCAAAAAUAUGAACCGCAUUUUGACUACUUUCACGACCAGGCCAAUCUAGAGCUCGGUGGUCAUCGGAUCGCCACUGUAUUGAUGUACUUGUCCAAUGUUGAAAAGGGCGGAGAAACAGUGUUUCCCAUGUGGAAGGGUAAAACAACUCAGUUGAAAGACGAUAGCUGGACCGAAUGUGCAAAACAAGGCUAUGCAGUGAAACCAAGGAAAGGGGACGCAUUGUUGUUCUUCAACCUACACCCAAAUGCAACGACAGAUUCAAAUAGCUUACAUGGAAGCUGUCCAGUGGUUGAGGGAGAGAAAUGGUCAGCAACCAGAUGGAUUCACGUUAGGUCAUUCGACAGAGCGUUUAAGAAGCAAUCUGGGUGUGUGAACGAGAAUGAGAGCUGCGAAAAAUGGGCAAAGGCAGGGGAAUGCGAGAAGAAUCCAACAUACAUGACAUUUCUCAGCUUCUUAUUCUUCUCCAUCUCCUCUCUUGUGUCUGAAUACCCAAAAAAGAAAUGGGAAGGCCUCCUUGUUGUGACAAAUCCAAUGUCAAGAAAGGUCUCUGGACCGAGGAAGAAGACGCUAAGAUCCUUGCUUAUGUUGCUAUCCAUGGUGUGGUCUUCGAUUGCGCGAAAGCUUCCAGGAAGAACGGAUAACGAUGUGAAGAACCACUGGAACACGAAGCUGAAGAAGAAACUGAUGAAAAUGGGGAUAGAUCCGGUGACUCAUAAACCGGUUUCUCAAGUCCUUUCAGAAUUCAGAAACAUUAGUGGCCAUGGAAAUGCAUCCUUCAAAACAGAACCAUCAAACAACUCUAUACUCACACAAUCUAACUCAGCAUGGGAAAUGAUGAGGAACACAACAACAAACCAUGAGAGUUAUUACAACUCUCCUAUGAUGUUUACAAAUUCCGCUUCGUCUGAAUUCCAAACUACUCCAUUUCAUUUCUCUAGCCGUCCAAAUAAUCUGCUCAAUGGAACCACAUCUUCAUGCUCUUCAUCAUCAUCUUCAGCUAGUAUCACUCAGCCAAACCAAGUGCCUCAAACACCGGUUACUAACUUUUACUGGAGCGAUUUCCUUCUAUCGGAUCCGGUUCCUCAAGUAGUGGGAUCCUCAGCUACAAGCGACCUCACUUUCGCGCAAAACGAGCAUCAUUUCAACAGCCAAGCCGAAUACAUCUCUCAAAACAUCGAUUCAAAGACCACGGGAACAUUACCAAGUUUCUUGAAAUACAUAAGGAACAGAUCCUCUGGCUCUAAAAGAGGGUUUAACUCUAUAUCUAUCAUUCGUCUUCUCUGCAAAUCUCCAAAGUCGAAAACUUUUUUAGCUAUGGCGGUUUUGUUAUCAUCUCCCAUAGUCUCUCCACUAGCAAUCAAUAAGAAUUUGGGUGUCUCGUAUUCUUCUUUCCCUCAAAUUCAUUUCUUUAGGGUUACUACUCCACUGCGUAUUCGAAAAUCUGUCGUCUCGAGCCGUAAAAAUUCAGGAACUGGUUUAGCAAGCGAGGAUAAGAAAUUGUUGCUGGAACGAUAUGGUUAUGAUGCUAAUGAUGACUUUGCGUCUCAAUCUAAGAAGGCGAGAAGGAAAGAAGAGAAAAUGAGUGGAAGGAAUAGUCUACAAGUAGAAGAAGUUGUUGUUGUACAGCCAAGAACAACUCAUAGGUUACUUCAGGUUCUUGCAGGAACGGCGAAACGAAAGAAAUUGCUUUCUCUUAAGGGAAUGGAUGUGAGACCUAUGAUGGAAGUUGUUAAAGGAGCUGCUUUUGGAAUUCUCCAGGCUGCUGGUGGUUGUCCAACGUCUCUGCGUCCUGGUAGGUGGUUGGAUUUGUAUAGUGGUACAGGGUCUGUUGGAAUUGAAGCAAUCAGUCGAGGAUGUUCUGAGGCACAUUUUGUUGAGAUGGAUCCUUGGGUUGUUACAAAUGUUCUACAACCAAACUUGGAACACACUGGGUUUGUUGAUGCUUCGGUUAUACACACUGCUCGAGUUGAAAACUUCUUGGAACGUGCUGAUAAAUUAGUAGGUAAGGAUGGAGCGUUUGAUUAUAUCAGCGUUACACCACCUUACAUGGAGGUUGAUUAUGAGGUUCUGAUGGAUCAGAUUGCUAAGUCGCCAGCAAUUGGGGAAAAUACAUUUAUUGUGGUCGAGUACCCUUCACGAACAACAAUGCUUGAUUCAUGUGGAUGCCUUGAAAAGAUGACUGAUCGAAGGAAACAUCCAAGUGAUUUUAAGAUAGUGGUAAGGAAAGUAGUAGGCUUGCUAAUACACUCAGUCACAAAAGGAAGCUGUAGGGACAUUGGUUGCAGUAUGGGUGGUAAUGGCAUUAGAGCUUUGGUUGGAGGUGUUGUUUCUUUGGGUUUGAUUGUGUUUCUUCUUGUCGGUAUCUUAGCAAACUCUGCACCAAGUGUUCCAUCAUCAGAACAUGUCAAGACUUUGCAGUUUAGUGGUAAGGAUGUGAAUCUGUUUCAUGUGAGCAAGCGAAAAGUUCCAAAUGGACCUGAUCCUAUCCACAACAGGUUCUCAAUCUUCUCUCUCGAAUUUUAACCUUCUAUAGUCUUUUCUUUGAGUUUGUUUGCUAUCAGAGAUCAAGCCUUUUGAGAAUUUUUGUCUUGAAGUUGGUUUAUGUACGUUUAUACAAAAUCUAUUAGUGUUUCCUCAAUUCAAGAUUUUUGGGUGUCACUUUACACAGAUACCGAUAAUCACUGGUUUCUAAAAAGAUCAUUAGCAUGCAGAAUUCUUGUUCUUUCCUUCUUUUCAGUGUCACUAUACAUUUUGUGUCCAUUAAAGAACUCGUCUUUUG